Messenger RNA from Neohortaea acidophila, 1158 nucleotides. RefSeq lists its product as uncharacterized. Bases 1 to 1158 code for a protein of 385 amino acids. The transcript is spliced from 2 exons. The record is from RefSeq and is a predicted model, not a curated record. NCBI's taxonomy places the organism in Eukaryota, Fungi, Ascomycota, Dothideomycetes, Mycosphaerellales, Teratosphaeriaceae.
AUGGCAUCACAAGGCUUUCCCCAGUUCAGCGACGGUGACGUGGAGAUCUCCCUGGGCGGUCGGCAUGACGCAAAACUCGUCCUGCACAGCUACGUCCUAGCGCUACACUCAUCGUGGUUCAAGGCCAGCCUGAGUGACCGCUGGAACCACGAGAAUGACUUACGGCUAGUCGGAGAGAAGCAGCGCUGGUUCUAUGUGCUGCAAUUCGACAAGGGAACCGACUUCGCGAUGCUAGCGCGCAAGCCGGAUAGCGAAUCGAUUGCGAUACCUUCGGGAGAAGUUCUCGAGGUCGAAGCAGUGCGUGAGCAAGACGCACGCCAAACAUUACGCGUUUGUGAUCAGUACGAGAUGGUAGAGGCUCAUCAAGACCUUUUCUGCGCUCUCUACCACGCGCCGCUAUCCUUUGAAGACUGGCCAAUCUCUGCCGCACACUCUCGCCAUGUGAACCUCGCUCGACUAGGGAAGAUGUACAGAUGUGAAGCGGUGGUCAGCCUCCACAUCGCAAGGCUUCUUGGUCGCUGCCAGGAUGAUAUCUUGACUGCCUGCAUACGGGAGCCGGAUGAACAGCUCUCACUGGCGUACGAGGCGAAGUCAGCUUGGAUCUUCAAAGAGGCUGCGACCAACCUCGUCGGACGUAGCGAUGCUUCCUACAAGACGCUACGCAAGGGAGUACAGGAGGCGCAGGUUGGAGAGCUCUUAGACCGCAAGCGAGCAGAUUUUGUCGCGGCGCUCAAGGCCUGCGAACACAAGAUGUUUUGCAUCCUGCCACGUCAGAACGGGGGCCCGAUGUCCUACACAGCCGUGAGCUUCUUCCGAUUCUGGCUCUCCGAAAAGAUCAGCAAUGACGGCCGCGGCAGCGGGCUUCAACCCGGAUACGCCAAUCUCUACCACACAAUCCGACUCAAUAAAGUCACCCUGUCAACGCUGACCAAGGAAAAAGUCGGUCAGAAGUAUGUCGACGGGAUUCUAGGCGUCUUGGAAGAGCAGGACGUGACAGAGUUGGAGAUUCAACUCAGCUUGGUGGUGUCUGAGGCCGCGAAGAUUCUUCAGUCAAUCCUCAACGACACCCGGCGGCGAAACAAGGGGAAGAAGGACGAGUUUCGCGCCCUCACAUUCAUCGAAAUCGCAGACGAGGAGUUGCCGUGGUCGACGCCCUGA